AUGACGGGCCAGUCAGCUGCCGAGGGAUCUCCCUGCUCUCAUCGACUCUCUGUGCAAAAUCAAGAGGACGAGCAGGACCGAGCAGAGAGUGUGCUCAGCAGUGUAUUGCAAAUCAACUUUAAACACAGUUCUUGCUUCUAUGUUCUGUCUCCAUCUUUCCGUUAUUCCCUCAGGUCUCAGUCUGCGUGUGAUGACACCUCGUCUGAGCUGCAGCGAGUAGCUGCCCUAGAGCCUCAGGAUGCACCGUCCAGAAACUCCUUUAGAGGAAGAGGAGCCCUGUCCAGGUUGGUGAGUUUGGUGGUGAUUCUGAGAGACUGGGCACACAGGAGUCUGAUAGAGGAGGAGGAAAGACCCGAUUCGUUUCUAGAGAGAUUCCGGGGACCUGAAGUACGAGCUCCACCCAGUCAAAGGAGCAACCAUCAACCAGACGCCAAUGGAAACACUAAGGGAAUCACAAAGAAGCAAUGGGAGACAUUUAUAGUUUCUUCCUCUGAUGAUAUUUACUACUACUGGCUGUUCUUCAUCGCUGCUGCUGUGCUUUAUAACUGGGUACUGCUUGUGGCAAGAGCAUGUUUUGAUCAGCUGCAGGCUGAGAAUCCUGUUGUCUGGCUGGUGUUUGACUAUUUGUGUGACAUUGUCUACAUAAUGGAUUCAUGUAUGCGGCUAAGGACAGGUUACCUGGAGCAAGGACUUCUGGUGAAGGACUUGGCGAAACUCAGAGACAGCUACAUUCAUACCUUUCAGUUCAAACUGGACGUUAUCUCCAUACUCCCCACAGACCUGGCAUACAUCAUCUUAGGCAUCAACACACCACAGCUACGCUUCAACCGCCUCUUGCGCUUCUCUCGUAUGUUUGAGUUCUUUAAUCGGACGGAGACGAGAACCAACUACCCAAACAUCUUCCGCAUCUGGAACUUGGUUCUCUACAUUCUGGUUAUUAUCCACUGGAAUGCCUGCAUAUUCUAUGCCAUCUCAAAGUCUCUUGGUUUUGGGUCAGAUCAAUGGGUUUAUCCCAACAUCUCAUCCACAGAAAUAGGAGCUCUGAGUCGGAGCUACAUAUACUGCUUCUACUGGUCCACACUGACCCUCACCACCAUCGGUGAGAUGCCACCACCCGUACGCGACGAGGAAUAUGUGUUUGUGGUGUUCGAUUAUCUUGUCGGAGUCCUGAUUUUUGCCACCAUUGUGGGUAACGUGGGUUCCAUGAUUUCCAAUAUGAACGCCACACGGGCAGAGUUCCAGGCACGGAUUGAUGCUAUUAAACAUUACAUGCACUUCCGCAAAGUCAGUCGCCAUCUUGAGACACGUGUCAUCAAAUGGUUCGACUACCUGUGGACGAAUCAGAAAGCAGUGGACGAACAGGAAGUCUUAAAGAAUCUCCCCGACAAGCUACGUGCAGAAAUUGCUAUCAAUGUUCAUUUAUCUACUCUGAAGAAAGUGCGCAUCUUUCAAGAUUGCGAGGCUGGGCUGUUAGUAGAGCUGGUUUUAAAGCUGCGUCCCCAAGUGUACAGUCCUGGCGACUACAUCUGCCGAAAAGGAGACAUUGGAAAAGAGAUGUACAUCAUUAAAGAGGGAAAAUUAGCAGUUGUUGCUGAUGAUGGAGUGACACAGUUUGCAUUGCUAACGGCUGGGGGUUGCUUUGGCGAGAUUAGCAUUCUUAACAUUCAGGGAAGUAAAAUGGGAAACCGCCGGACAGCUAACAUUCGCAGCAUCGGCUACUCUGACCUUUUCUGUCUUUCAAAGGAUGACCUUAUGGAGGCUGUAACCGAAUACCCAGAUGCACAGAAGGUUCUGGAGGAGCGUGGAAGGGAGAUUCUGAGGAAGCAAGGGCUUCUGGAUGAAAGUGCAGCACAGGGAGGGAUGCUCGUCAUGGAUACUGAUGAGAAGGUUGAACGUCUGGAGAGCUCGCUGGAUGUUCUGCAAGCACGAUUUGCGCGGUUGCUCGGGGAGUUCACAGCCACUCAAAGCAGACUGAAGCAAAGAAUCACAGGGCUUGAGAGACAACUGUGUCACACAGGCCUUGGACUGGUUUCAGAUCAAGAGAUGGACUCUGAGAGUAAUGGUAACUCACCUCGAGCCAACUCGACUAAAUAGAUGUGUGCCUCGAUCUCACGGGAUUUUAUUCCUGCACACAAAUUCACAUUUACAGACAUUUUCUUGUUAAAAUACAUUCCAACAACCUACAGCUUUUUGACUGGUUUUAGACUUGGUUUAUCCAAGUAUUGCCUUUUUAAAACGUUUUUUUUUUAAAAGGAAUACACCAUAUUUAAUUUUCCUUAAAGCAACACUACACUUAAAAAAAAAAUAGGCUAAUUUCCCAA
Messenger RNA from Carassius gibelio (silver crucian carp), 2321 nucleotides. RefSeq names its product cyclic nucleotide gated channel subunit alpha 2b (gene cnga2b). Gene Ontology annotation, biological process: monoatomic cation transmembrane transport. Bases 1 to 2094 code for a protein of 697 amino acids. The transcript has 6 exons. Gene Ontology annotation, cellular component: intracellular cyclic nucleotide activated cation channel complex; plasma membrane. The record is from RefSeq and is a predicted model, not a curated record. Gene Ontology annotation, molecular function: intracellularly cAMP-activated cation channel activity; protein-containing complex binding; intracellularly cGMP-activated cation channel activity. NCBI's taxonomy places the organism in Eukaryota, Metazoa, Chordata, Actinopteri, Cypriniformes, Cyprinidae.